AUAAAGUUAUCAUCGCUUAUAUUGGAAGUGGUACAAUGAACGACGAUCAACAAUGGAUUCCACCAGCCUUAAUUUCACACGGAACUCAUGCACUCCAGAUUUUUGCAAACAUGCCACCAGAAAACGAAAGGCAUCAUCUUACAAGUUUCGAAGAGUACGAUUAAAGUGGAUUCUCAGCAGUGUUCCGUGUGUUGCAGUAUUGCUAUUAACGUUCAUUCCAAUAGUGUCAUGUAAUCGUCCACCUCGGUUUUUGAUCGACGGUCAUUCAGAAAUAGUGCUUAGGCUAAAAGAAGGGCCCGACACGCCAGUCGGUUCACUGAUAUACAAAUUGAAAGGUUACGAUCCCGAUGAGGAUCCUUUAACAUUUGGAGUCCGUAAAGCGGUGGACAGUGAUGUGAUAAGAGUGGAACGAAGUGGUGUGAAUGAGGCUAAUGUUUACUUAAACAAAGAACUUGAUCGAGAAACCAAAGAUGAGUACUCAUUAAUAUUAACGCUAAGUGAUGGGCGCUUGGGUGAAUUUUCCGUUACCCAAAGCAUGUUGCUGCUUGUGGAAGAUAUAAACGACAACGAACCAAUAUUUAAGCCAUACACAUCGGCUGUAGAAGUGUCAGAGGACAGCAAACCGGGAAUCAUUGCUACGGUGGAGGCAACGGACCGUGACGAAGGAGCAUAUGGCCAGGUGGUUUACUACUUGGAAGAAUUGGACGGGGAUAACGAUGUGUUCACUAUAUCAACCACCUAUGGAAAAGGGAUUAUACGAUUAGUUGGCUCAUUAGACUAUGAAAGGAAAAGUUUAUAUCAGCUGCGCGUCCUGGCAAAGGACAGAGCCAAUCAGGGAAGAACUAACACCGGAACUGCUGCAUUACUAGUAAAGGUCAAAGAUGUCGAAGAUCAACCUCCAGAGUUUAUUGUGGCAUCAACAGUAAUACGAGUGCCGGAAGAUGCUCCGAUCGGAACAACUGUAACUCAAGUAAAAGCCAUCGAUGGCGACCGAGGCGUGAACAACCGCAUAAGGUAUUCCAUAUCUCGAAACAUCAGCAGUCCGUUCAGAAUCGAUGGAAGUCUGGGCACCAUUUCUACCACGAUGAAAUUGGAUCGAGAGGAUGCCAGAAAUCGAGCGAAUGCAGCAUAUAUCUUAGAAAUUGUAGCAACGGAACAGAACUCAAAAAUUAAGCCAACGCCAUCGGUUCGAACAGAAAUCACCAUAAUUAUAACGGAUGUGAAUGAUGAAACUCCAACGUUCAGAAGUCACUCGUACGAAAGUGAAAUCAAUGAAAAUGCACAAGAAAACACUCCAGUAUCGUUUCUCGGCUUUUCCCGGAAUGAAGUGUUUGAUUACGACCAAGGGCAUAACGGUACAUUUGAUCUCUAUUUAGAGCCAAAUAAUGGACUAUUCGAAAUAACUCCCAGUAGAGCAGUGAACGAAGCCACUUUCGUUUUGCGUGUGAAGGAUUCAACUUUGCUGGACUACGAGAAAGUGAAGUCAAUGAAUUUCACAAUUCAUGCCAGGGAGAUUGCUCCAGAGGGAAAGCAUAGCAUGGCAACGAUUGUCGUCCACAUCAGAGAUCAAAACGACAAUUUUCCCGAAUUCUCGAAAGCGUCAUACGAGUGCUAUCUGCCAGAGAACAGUGGGGUAGGGGCUUUGCUGACUCAAAUCCAAGCGGUUGAUGUCGAUUCAGGCGAUUUUGGAACGAGUGGCAUCCGAUUCAUAAGUCUAUCGGGAAGUAUAGCGGACUUGUUGGCAUUGAAUCCGUUGACUGGAGUCAUAACCAUUAAGGCACCAGGAGGGCAUGCCUUAGAUCGAGAGCUAGUUCAGAAGCAUUAUCUCACAAUCGAAGCGAGGGAUAAUCUAGGACGUGGAAAUCGUAACUCUGUACAAUUGGUCGUACAUAUUCUUGAUGUCAAUGAUAAUGCUCCAGUGUUCUUACAAAGUAUGUACGAAGCUCGUCUGAUGGAGAACAAGCUAUCUUUUGAGACACCGCUUGUUUUAGAGGCAAGAGACGCUGAUUUGAAUGGGACCAAAAACAGUGAAAUUAAAUUCGAAAUUGUUGAGGGACAAUUCAAAGAUAAUUUCACUAUAGAUGCUAAGUCAGGCAAGCUAGUUCCUCUUACACCCAUUGAUUUUGAGCUUCUGACCAGUGGAACGUUCAAUAUAAGACCGAUUUUCCUGACUGUGUUGGCAUCGGACAGUGGAGUGCCUAAACUAAGUACAAAAGUACCGGUUACCAUACACGUACAAGACGUGAACGAUCAUCCUCCGCAAUUUUUGCAUUCAGUUUACACGCAGUCUGUUCCAGAGAAUUUGCCAAGUGGUAGUCCUAUUUUGGAAGUGAAGGCCAUUGACAAAGACGGAUCAUCACCGAAUAAUUUCAUCGUUUAUCGUAUUCAAAGCGGAGCAAGUGACAAGUUUGUCAUCAGCCCUGAUACCGGUAUUAUUUCUGUAGCUACUGGCGCUAGCUUGGACCCGGAUAUGACAGACCCUAAAACGACAGAAUACUUCCUUAAUGUGUUAGCCCUCGAUGGUGGAAUCGGCGAACAACAGUUGCAAAGCUUUUGCAGAGUGAACAUAUCAAUUAAGGAUGUGAAUAACAAAUCGCCAUACUUUUUGGAACCAGGAACCAUAUCAAUCCGGGAAAAUACUCCGGUCGGGACGUAUGCGUAUCGACUGCUGGCUAAUGAUCUUGACAAAGAGCCCAUUCUUCGCUACUACAUGGACAGCAACACUUCAGAGGCUCGAUCGGAAGAAGGGGCACUGGUGAAAUUAAGCGAAUAUGACUAUUUAACAGCAUUUAUGUUGAAUUCCACUGAUGGAUUGAUACGGGUAAUAAAACUGCUCGACCGAGAGAAGGUGGAAAUAAUCAAAUUAGGAUUUAUCGUCGAGGACAUUGCGGCCGAAUUUGGGAAACAAACAGCAACGACCACGUUGACAAUCGUGGUGGAAGACGAAAACGACAAUAAUCCCAAAUUCAGAAACUCGUUCUACAAGCGCUCCAUCCCCGAAAACAGUCCCCACGGUGUAACGAUUAUGAGUGUGGUGGCGGACGACAUGGACAAAAACAAGACCAUUCGUUAUAGCUUAGAAGGGCCUAAAGAAAUAACUGAACUCCUCCAUUUGGAUAUGGAAACUGGAGAAAUUGUUGUUUCCAACAAAAUCGACUACGAAAUUUUUCCAUGGUUGAAUUUCACCGUAAGAGCCAUAGAUUCGGGACAUCCACCGAGGUCAUCAUUGGCAGAAGUAUUUAUCCAGGUGAUAGAUGAAAACGAUAACAACCCGUACUUUCCAAUUGACACCACAAAUUUUACGGUGUACGAGAAUUCGAUGAUUGGAACAAGAAUUGCAACCAUACAGGCCCUUGAUCCAGAUUCUGGAGCAUUCGGAAAAAUAACGUAUUUGAUUGAUAGAGUCAGUGCCAGUGGAAAAUUCUCUAUAGAUCCAGAUACAGGUCUAUUAGUAGUUGCCGACUUCUUAGAUAGAGAGAAGCAGGAUUCUUACAUGAUUGUGAUCGAGGCUUGGGACAACUAUCAAUUUGGCUAUCUUAGUGGAGAAAGUCGUAAUGCCUUCAAACAAAUAUUCAUCUCCGUUCUAGAUGAGAAUGAUAACGCCCCAAUCAUACAGGUGCCAGACGGUUGCGUUCAAGUGACUGAAUUCCACGACAUUCGUGAACCCUUGCUGGUUCUGAAAGCUACGGAUGCUGACGACCCAAAGACAGGAAAUGGCCUAAUUGGAUUUGACAUCAUCGACGUUGCUGGCUCGGAUAUAUUUUUCCUGCGGCAAAAAGAGAGAGGCGUGGCAGAGAUUUUUUCCAGUCGGUCACUGAAUAACUUCUAUGGUAACUAUUCAUUGCUCAUAAUGGCACGGGAUGAAGGUAGUCCACCUAAUACCGUGAACGAGAAAAUCGAUAUCUGUGUGCUUGAUUUCAACGAUCAUGCUCCAGAGUUUGUAUCGCCUUCCAGUAAUAUUACUAUUCGCAUUCCAGAGAAUGCAACUGUCGGUACCAUGAUAAUUCAAGUAAUGGCCAGAGAUAACGACAUUGGUCCGAAUGCUGCAGUAAGGUAUCGAUUUAAGCCUGAUCCGCUGGGCAGCUUUAGGUCGUUUUCAAUCGACGAAGAUACUGGAUCGAUUACACUAAAGUUACCUCUGGAUCGGGAACGUCAAAAGGUUCAUGAGCUUCGAGUGGAGGCUUAUGAUCAGGGAAUUCCAACACCGCUUAGUUCCGACUUGGACCUCACAAUUUACGUUCGUAAUGUUAACGACUAUGAGCCACAGUUUCUGGUCGAGGAGAUAUCGGUUAACUUUACGGAACAUGCCAGGCCUGGGUUGGAGCGCAGACAACUUCCAGAUACUAUUGACCGAGACGAAGUGGAUGAUUUGGAUGAUCCACCUACUAUGGUGUGCUAUUUCAUAGUUUACGGCAAUGAAAACGGACAUUUUCAUUUGGAUCCUCACUCUCACAUAUUAACGGUAACAAAAGAGUUAGACCGUGAGUCCAGAUCCAAUCACACGCUUGUUGUGAAGGCAACGGAGGAUUGCAUCAAUACUCCACCUAGCAUAAACCUAAGUCGACCGGAAGCUAUUGCACUUCAGAAACCAACGCCUUUCAAAUAUCAUCAAAGGACAACCAAACCGACGACUGCGGUAGCAAGUCAAUAUGUCAGUAUUUAUGACCGAUAUAAGAAGUCUCGCAGCUUUGAUACUCCAGGAACUGAGAUUGACAUCAAGCAGGGAGCCGUGAGUUGGCAAUCUGACGCUGAUUCUGCACCUUCAUCAUUAUUAAUGCCACGCUUCGAGAAAUACACGGGACAGCUAUUUUACCACAACGACAACACGUUGGUUCGGGUGCUGAUCCAUGUACAAGAUAUUAACGAUAAUCCUCCGGUGUUUAUACAGAAGAUUUUCACCGGUGGAGUCACCACAUCCACUGUCUUUGGUACUCAAUUCUUAAAGCUCACGGCAAUCGAUCGGGAUCACGGUGCAAAUGGCCAGGUAAGCUACUACCAAAUAGGAGACAUCAAAAAAACGCUCACCGAAGGAUUGGAAAAUGUGCAAAAACCACCGUUUCUGGUCGACCGCCGAACUGGAGCAGUUCAAUUAAAUUUCGAUCCACAAAAGGGCAUGAAAGGCUAUUUUGAUUUUAAAGUUUUAGCCAACGACAGCGCUGGCCAUUCCGACGAGGCCCAUGUAUUCAUUUACCUAUUACGAGAGGAUCAAAGAGUAAAGUUUGUCCUUCGCUUGCAGCCGACCGAAGUGCGGGAGAAAAUUUUCACUUUCCGGGACGUGCUGAGUAACGUGAGUAGCAGCAUCGUGAAUAUCGAUGACUUUCGAAUCCACGAGAAUCGCGACGGGUCCGUGGACAAGACCAAGACCGACCUGUAUCUGCACCUGGUGAACCGUCAGGAUAAUUCCAUUUUGGAAGUUUCGGAUGUUUUAAAAAUAGUAGAUCAAAACAUCGAAAAGUUGGACGAGCUGUUCAAGGAAUUCAACGUCCUCGAUACCCAGGCUUCGGAAGCAUCGUUUUUCGUCGCAGAGUUAUCCGGUGCACCAAUGCUGAUAUGGUUAUUUGUGUCCAAUUUGUUUAUCGGAGCCCUACUCAUCGUGGUUCUAGGACUCUGUGCGUCACAACGUGCGAGUUACAGGCGUCAAUUACGGGCUGCUCGUGUCGCCAAUUAUGCAGCAGCACAUUCCGAUCUUGUGGCACGCGGUGUCAUGAACUCUGUUCCAAAUACCAACAAGCAUAGCGUCGAAGGAAGCAAUCCCAUUUGGAUGAAAGCUUAUGAGAACGAGUGGUUUAAAAACGAUGAUGACCUUACUAAAAACAUUUCCGGACCAGAAUCGAUGGACGACAACGUAAUCAACUCGGAUGAUUACGUUCCAAAAGUGUACAACACGGACAGGUAUGAUAUCGUGAAGCAGUACAACUUAUAUUCACAGAUUGACAAACUAACGAAUGGAAACAUACUCACAAAAAAACUGGAAACAACUGAGCUUUAAUUUACAUCCAACCGAAAUAAAAAUAUAUUUUAAAAAAUCUCA
Molecule: messenger RNA, 6031 nt
Organism: Aedes aegypti (yellow fever mosquito)
Lineage: Eukaryota; Metazoa; Arthropoda; Insecta; Diptera; Culicidae
Product: cadherin-23
Exons: 13
Coding region: 53-5989 (1978 amino acids)
Biological process (GO): homophilic cell-cell adhesion
Cellular component (GO): desmosome; plasma membrane
Molecular function (GO): calcium ion binding
Source: RefSeq, a predicted model, not a curated record